This is a messenger RNA of Phyllotreta striolata, 454 nucleotides long. The record is from the annotation of a GenBank genome assembly. NCBI's taxonomy places the organism in Eukaryota, Metazoa, Arthropoda, Insecta, Coleoptera, Chrysomelidae.
GACGUUUCCAAUUGUCACACUUGUCAAACGUACCAAAAAAUACCUAUUAUUGUAGGUUGUAGGUGCGAAUAAUAAUUGUAAUUCAAUUUUGCCAGAAUAAACUGCUAAAUACGAUGAACAGAACCAGACAAUUGUUCGCUUUGAGUCGGGCUUUCCACACUCAAGUGACGAGAAACGCCGCCGUCGAAGUUGGACCGAGAACUGCCAGGCUAAAGGAGAUCCAAAAGAAGCUCCAGGUUGAAGAUGGACAACCCGUGCAUUUAAAAGCGGGUGUAAAAGACAGAUUAUUGUACCAGUUCACGAUCCUUCUCACUCUCGUAGGAUUAGGAAUGUCCGGGGAAGUUCUGUAUAAAUUGGCGACUGGAAAAAAGGAAUGAGAGGUGUAAUAUUUUCCAUAUAAGUAGAUGUUCUAUUGCAUUAUUAGAAAAUUUAAUAUUAAAAUAGUUUAAAAUUU